AUGGAAGUCUAUGAGACUGUAAAAUUGAUUGGAUCGGGUGCAUUCGGUCAAGUCUAUUUAGUGAAGCAUAAGCGUGAAGACAAAAUGUAUGUCAAUAAAAAGAUUAAAACAAGAGAUAUGAGUCAAAAAGAUAGGGAGAACACAGAGAAUGAAGUACGCUUGUUGUAAAAAUUAAGACAUGCUAACAUUGUAGCAUAUAAAGAUAGUUAUAUGGAUAGAGAGCAGUAUUUAAAUAUUGUUAUGAUUCAUUGUGAAGGAGGAGAUAUGCAUAAUAGAAUUAAAAAUUAAAAAGGAAAAAAUUUUCCCGAAGAUUAGAUUUAGGAUUGGUUAGCAUAAAUGGCAUUAGCGCUUUUUUAUUUGCAUGAAAAGAAAAUAUUACAUAGAGAUCUUAAAACCCAAAAUAUUUUUUUAAAGAGCGGCAGAGUAAGACUAGGUGAUUUUGGUAUAGCAAAAGUACUUGAUUCAACUAGAGACUUCGCAAAUACAUGCAUUGGUACUCCUUAUUAUAUGUCUCCAGAGUUAUUUAAGUACAAACCUUAUAGUUACAAAAGUGAUAUUUGGGCAUUUGGUUGUGUGCUUUAUGAAAUGUGUAAUCUAAGACAUGCAUUUGAUGCUUAAAGUUUAAAUGGAUUAGCAGUCAAGAUUAUGAAUGGUACAUACCCGCCUAUAAAUUCUACUUAUUCCAAGUCUUUAAGAGAUUUAAUUGGCAAAAUGCUUUAACUUAAUCCUAAAAGUAGACCUUCUAUUUUAGAUAUUAUAAACACGUCCUUUGUUAAACGUAGGAUCAUAUCUUACAUCACAGAUCUAUUAAGUGGAAACUUGACAGAUCCUAAUAUUAUUAAUGAUGUUGAUGAUCUCUAUUUUGAUAGUCUAAGGGAUUAAGCUUAAAAACUUGGUAUUCUUUAAAUUAUUAAUUAAAAUCUUUCUAAAAAUGGCCCAGCUUUACCAAUUAGUGAUGAGUAGCUUAGACCUCCAUAGAGGGUUGGUUAAAGAUAGCAAGGGACUGAUAGAAAAGUGAUUGAACAAAAGCAAAAAGCUAAAAAGGAAUUGUAGAAAUAGAUUAAUGAAAAAAAUAGAAUUGAAUAGGAAAUUAAAAGGUUAGAAAAGAAAAAAAUGGUUAGAAGCUCUAGCACAAAUAUCAAACAGCCAUAGCAGUAAAGUCAAUAAAGUGAUUCCAGAUAAAAUAUUAAAAAGACAGAAAAUGAUCGUCGUGACAAAAAAGAAAGGGAUCGUAGCUAUUCCUUGGAAAGGGAAAGCUCUGUCAAAUAGCGUAAACCUUUAUAAAAUUAACAGCAGUAAUCUGUAAAUCAAUCAAAAUCUUCAGUUAAUUCCAUAAGAAAUGAAGUGAAGAGAGUUAGAUAAUAGAUAGAUUCAUCAUCAUCAACAAGUGCUGAAUCUGAUGUAGUCUCAACCAAAGUAACCCCUUCAGUUAGGCAGAGUGCUGAGUAAAGUUAUAAUGAAUAAAAAAAUGUGGAUCGUAGAGAAUAAAUUAGACAAGAGUAGGAGAGAAAAAAGAAAUAAGAACAGGAAGAAAUGGAAUAAUAGAGGAAAUAAAUUAUUUAAGAAAAUAUUUAAGCAAGGUAAAAAGCUGUUUAAUUAUAAUAAGCCUAAUACAGGCCAUCUAAAGACAAUAUGGUUUUUAUGAAUGAUGAGGAGGAAAAGCAAUAGCAGCAGUAAUAAAACUAAAUGUAAGGAUUUGUCAAAAGAGGUAGUCUUUAGUCAUUUGAAUAUUCAAAAAAGUAAAAUGGUAACCCUGUUGACGACUUCUCCAUAGAUAUUAAUGAGCGUGAAAGCUUCGAUUAUAAAUCUAGUAUAGAUUAAAAUUCAAAUAUUUAUAACUCUGAGAGAUAUGCACCUCCAAUGUAAAAUAACAGCUAAGUAAAUAACAAUUAUUAAGAUGAGAGAUAUACUUAGCAACAACAGUAGCAAAGACCUUAAUAAUAGUAUCCUUACAAAAUUUAAGAAGAAGAGGAUUAAAUUAUAGAUAUAAAUGAAAUCAUAGGAGAAAAUAAUGAAGAAAAUGAUGAUGAUGCAUUAUAAUCAGUAAUCCAUGAAGAAGAAAAUGAAGAAUCAGAUGAUGAAGUAGAAGAGGACCCAAAUAAAAUAGAAGAAAAAUUAGAAUUAAUGAAAACAAAGCUUAAGGAAAAAACGAUUAAAAUCAAUACAAUCACUAAUUUCCUCAAUUAAUCUAGGAAGCAAGCAACUCUUUAAAAGAACCAAAUCAGUCAGUAAAUGCAAAAUUAAGAUUAAGAAGAAGGGCAUAUCAUCCCAGAAGAUCAAUAAAGUGAAGAAGAUGAUAAUAAUUACUAUGAUGAUGAGGAUUUAGAUGAUGAUGAUAAUUAUGAUGAAAACGAAGGAGAAGUUAUUUAAGAGUUUUAACAAAACAAUAACCCAUAAUAUUUCAAAAUUUAAGAUAAAAUAAAACUAUUUAGACACAGAUGUGAAGCCAGUUUAGGAAUAGUAAUGUUUGAUAAAGCUUAUGAUUAUCUCAAAGUAAAUAGUAAUAAAUGUUCGACCGAUGAAUUAAGAAAGUAGCUAGUAGAAAUUUUAUCAGAGGAAAAUAUUGGCUUUUGGCAUUUAAUCGACUAAAUAUUAUUUUUAGAAGAAGUUUUGUAGACUAUCCCAUCAUAAAUAUAAAAAUGA
Molecule: messenger RNA, 2643 nt
Organism: Tetrahymena thermophila SB210
Lineage: Eukaryota; Ciliophora; Oligohymenophorea; Hymenostomatida; Tetrahymenidae
Product: Serine/Threonine kinase domain protein
Exons: 5
Biological process (GO): protein phosphorylation
Molecular function (GO): ATP binding; protein kinase activity
Source: RefSeq, a predicted model, not a curated record